Dracunculus medinensis (Guinea worm) is the source of this 369-nucleotide messenger RNA. The record is from the annotation of a GenBank genome assembly. NCBI's taxonomy places the organism in Eukaryota, Metazoa, Nematoda, Chromadorea, Rhabditida, Dracunculidae.
AUGAUCGAUCAAAGUAAUCGUGCUGGUAGGCCAAAUGGUGUUAACGUUUUCAAAAAUCGGAGGAGGAAAAAUAGUGGCCAAAGUGCAGGUCCUUCGCCAGAUCUUGUUGGAGUACCUCACAACUACAGUCCUGACAGUGGUCAACUGGCUGCUGCAGCAGGUUAUCCGUCACAGUCCAUGUUUCCUCCUAAUCCUUAUGCAGCUGGAAUGGCGCAUCCUGCUUUCUCAAAUCCUGCUUUAACUGGCCAUAUGUUUAUGCCGGGUCCGAUGAGCCAUAUGAUGGCACCCUAUAAUGCAGCUCAAUCGCAAAUGGGUGCAAAUGUUUGGAUGGAAUCGCUUAUGCCCGGUCAUAUGCCAAUGGACGCCUGA